Messenger RNA from Coregonus sp. 'balchen', 856 nucleotides. The record is from the annotation of a GenBank genome assembly. NCBI's taxonomy places the organism in Eukaryota, Metazoa, Chordata, Actinopteri, Salmoniformes, Salmonidae.
GAUUCCGCGCAGAUGGAGAGAGCAAAUCGUCCCAUUUUGUCUAUCAGAUGCCUCAGCCCAGCAGCAGACACCCUCCCCUAAACUCCCCCAUGGCCCCUGGCUCCUUUAGCCUGCAGUCCAAUGGGGCCUCCUCCCACUAUGGCGAUCCCCCGCACCCCCUGCCCAGGAGAGUACUGGUGAGAGGGGGCAGACUGACUCUCUUCCUUACAUUCUUUUUUGUUAGAGAGGACAACAAUUCAUUUUCAUCAUCAAUUGUUUGAUAUUAUUUCUUUGGUAUUUCAAUUUAGUAGAGGCCAAGGCAUAGCAGACUAAAUUUCAGUUUGAAUAUUGCUGUAUUUAGUUGUUUUCCUUCUAAAGGCCGGGCAUUUUUAUUCUGUUUCGAUAAUCUGUGUUUUUUAGACAAGCAGCCCUUGGAUACUUCAAAUAGCUCUAUCUGCUAGGCUCCGGCAAGUAGUUGGCAACUCCAAAUCUUAGUCAACACAGCAGCAUUAGUUCCCUUAAUACUCAGUUUGAAAUCUUUUCUUACUCUGAUGACAGAGAAAUAAGUAUUUUGACGUUUUCCCUGAAUCAUUACUGUGGGGCAUACACCUAUUUUUCUCCAUUGAUAUGGGUGUUUCCCCCCUCAGAGCAAAUAUGUUAUUUUGGUUUAGCACAGGUUUGGCUUAGUCACCCUUAGGGAUGGUGUAAUAUUUGUAUUUCCUUACUGGUGUGGUGUCUCUAUCUGCUUGUUUUCCAGCCCAAGCCAAAAGUAAUGCGGGUUCAAGCCAUCUAUGACUGUGUGGGUGACCACCAUGAUGAGCUCACUUUCAACGAGGGCGAGGUAUUGGUUGUGCUUGGGGAGGACAAUGCUGAUUGG